Messenger RNA from Benincasa hispida (wax gourd), 2035 nucleotides. Its product is annotated as beta-glucuronosyltransferase GlcAT14B-like. Gene Ontology annotation, cellular component: membrane. Gene Ontology annotation, molecular function: glucuronosyltransferase activity. NCBI's taxonomy places the organism in Eukaryota, Viridiplantae, Streptophyta, Magnoliopsida, Cucurbitales, Cucurbitaceae. The record is from RefSeq and is a predicted model, not a curated record.
GGCGAAGGAAUCUAAAUACCAACCAAAAAUUCACUAAUUUCUUCCCACUCUAUACUGCCUUUAAUUCUCUCUCUCUCUCUAUAUCUGUCAUUUCUCUCUUUUUCCCUCUGCAGUGACAUGCCCACUAAUGGUAAUUAUUACCUCACAAACCACUAAUCUACUUGCAGGCCUCCAUUGUCGUUCCGCCUUCUUCCCGCCGUAGAUCAUUCGCUACAAUUCACUUUCUGCAAAAUUCUCACAGACGCUUGUACAGUUUUAUCCUUCUUCUUCUGCCAUUGAUUCGUUUUUGCUGGUUUCCUUGAGCUCUGUUAAUGGAGUCAAGCAAUAAGCUGCAGAAGAAGAAGAAAUGGUUUAUUCCUUUGGUGUUUUCUUUGCUUCUGACCACUUUGGUUGUUUUUAUCUCAAUUUUCACUUCACCUCAUUUCUCCUCUUCCCAAAUUAAUCGCACCCAUUUGAAAAAUCGGAUUCCCUAUUUCGUCGAGUCGAAGCUUACGGUCUCGAAAACUUCAUCUGACCCAGUUCCUCGUUUGGCCUACUUGAUCUCGGGCUCCACCGGCGACGGAAAGAGCUUGAAGAGAGCUCUUAAGGCUCUGUACCAUCCAAGGAAUCAGUACGUGGUGCAUUUGGACUUGGAAGCUCCGGCGGUUGAGCGGCUGGAAUUGGCUGAUUUUGUGAAUAAUGAGCCGAUUUUUAAUAGUGUGGGUAAUGUGAGGAUGAUUUUGCGAGCGAAUUUGGUUACUUACAGAGGGCCAACGAUGGUCACUAAUACACUUCACGCGGCGGCGAUUCUGUUGAAGGACGGUGGAGACUGGGACUGGUUUAUUAAUCUCAGUGCUUCUGAUUACCCUUUGGUCACUCAAGAUGAUCUGCUUCAUACACUGAUACCCAUUCCAAGAAAUCUCAACUUCAUUGAGCAUACCAGUGACAUUGGAUGGAAGGAGUACCAAAGAGCCAAACCAGUUAUAAUUGAUCCGGGUUUGUACAGCCUCCAUAAAUCAGACGUUUAUUGGGUUUCGGAAAAACGGAGCAUCCCAUCAGCAUAUAAAUUGUUCACAGGUUCUGCAUGGAUGAUGCUCUCUCGCCCUUUCGUAGAAUACUGUUUGUGGGGAUGGGACAAUCUCCCUAGAGUAGUCCUCAUGUAUUAUGCCAACUUCCUCUCGUCCCCUGAAGGCUAUUUCCACACUGUCAUUUGCAACGCCAACGAGUUUCGCAACACCACGGUCAACCACGACCUUCAUUUCAUCUCGUGGGACAAUCCCCCAAAGCAACAUCCUCAUUUUCUCAACCUUUAUGAUUUCCAACGAAUGGCAGAUAGCAAUGCACCUUUUGCUCGGAAGUUUGGCCGUGAUGACCCAGUCCUCAACAAGAUUGACUCCGAUUUGCUGGGUUGCAAUUCUGAUGGAUACUUUCCUGGCAACUGGUUUGACUUGUUUGGAAAUAGCAGUACUUCAAGUAUACACGACAUAACAAACACCACCAGUCUAAGGCCAGGACCCGGUGCCAAAAGGCUUAAGCAUCUAAUUGAUGGUUUGUUAACAGCACCUGAUUUUCACACUUCACAUUGUGUGUAGCACAGUAAGCUCUGAGAUUGGUGCCCGGGCGGGAGAGUGUACAGUUAACGGCAGAGAUCUGAUAGCAAAGCUACUAUAAGGAAGGGAAAGUCUCACAGCUUUUCUGGAAAACAUGCUUUGGCUUAGAUUCUUAUAUAGAGGUACAAUAAUUUUGUAGUUCAAUAGCAGCAGCAGAUCUGCUUUUCUUCUAAUAAAAGUAGUUUUUAUGAUUAAUCAUAUAGAGAUGCCAUUAUAUUAAGACUUGAUGAAUGCAAUGUGCUUGGCAAUUGGCUGAGUGAUUAGAUUUCCUUUACAUGUAUCAUUCAGAGCAAAGUUAGAACUAGUUUGACAGAUGGAACCUUAAAUCUGAAUUAGAGUAUUCAACAUUGUAUUAACUAUCAAGGAUCUUAUUCUUCCACUUUAAGGGAGGUAUUGUAAAGGUCAGAGCUAGCUCCUGGAAAAUAAACAAUGGAUAAUCUUUUAAA